This is a messenger RNA of Parastagonospora nodorum SN15, 186 nucleotides long. RefSeq lists its product as hypothetical. The record is from RefSeq and is a predicted model, not a curated record. Lineage: Eukaryota; Fungi; Ascomycota; Dothideomycetes; Pleosporales; Phaeosphaeriaceae. The coding region runs from base 1 to 186 and encodes 61 amino acids. The transcript has a single exon.
AUGUUGCUCCGCCUCAGUCCAGCACUGUACCUUCAGGCCUCCACGCCGACGUUUCAGAUCUCAUCAACAGACGCAUACACAUGGCACGCCUCGAUCAACGUCGACGACAUGGGCGCCGUACAUCACGCGCCAAUGGCAAAGGAGAAGGCCCAUCAGGGCAAUGGAUAUUCACCGAUGUCUACCUAG